This is a messenger RNA of Piliocolobus tephrosceles (Ugandan red Colobus), 1362 nucleotides long. RefSeq names its product neuroblastoma breakpoint family member 11-like. NCBI's taxonomy places the organism in Eukaryota, Metazoa, Chordata, Mammalia, Primates, Cercopithecidae. The record is from RefSeq and is a predicted model, not a curated record.
UCCACCUCUUCUGCCACAAACGUCAGCAUGGUGGUAUCUGCUGGUCCUUGGUCCAGUGAGAAGGCAGAGAUGAACAUUCUAGAAAUCAACAAGAAAUUGCGCCCCCAGUUGGCAGAGAAGAAACAGCAGUUCAGAAACAGCAAAGAGAGAUUUCUUGUAACUCAAGUGGCCUGCUUCCUGGCCAGCCGGCAGAACAAAUACAAGUUUGAAGAAUGCAAAGACCUUAUACAAUCUAUGCUGAGGGAUGAGCUGCAGGUCAAGGAGGAGAAGCUUGUAGAGCAGCUUGGGCAAGCUGAGGAGCUCAGGCAAUAUAAAGUCCUGGUUCACUCUCAGUCACAAGAGCUGGGCUGGUUAAGGGAGAAGUUACGGGAAGGGAGAGAUGCCUCCCGCUCAUUGAAUCAGCAUCUCCAGGCCCUCAUCCCUCCGGAUGAGCCUGACAACUCCCAGGGGCAGGAUCUCCGAGAGCAGCUGGCUGAGGGCUGCAGACUAACAGAGAACCUCAUCCACAAACUCAGCCUAGAAAAUGAUGAAGAUGUGGAUGACGAUGUUUACGUUGAGGAGACUGAGAAAGUACGGGAAUCAUGCGCCCCCAGGGAGGUGCAGAAGGUUGAAGAGAGGAAUUCCCGGAGGACUUACUGGAGGAAUGUGCUCUCGCUUGUUCAAAUAGUCACGGUCCUUCUGACUCCAGCCAGCCUCACAGGAAAACCUAAAUCACAUUUGACGAAGACCAAGUUGACUCUGCGCUGGCUAAGCCCGGAGCUGCCAGAGAUGGAGGAGCAGGACGUCCCGCAGGACUCUCUGGAUGAAGUUUACUUGACUCGUUCACUUCCCCAUGACCUGUCUGACUGCCAGCAGCCUUACAGCAGCACGUGGUGCUCAUUGGAGGAUCAGCUCGCCUGCUCUGCUCUCGAUGUAGCCUCUCCCACCCAGGCAGACUGUCCUUACGGACCUUGGAGCGGAGACUUGAGCCACCACCUGUCAGAGGUGCCGGCUUCACAGGCACAGCCAGAGCCGAGAACCCUGGUGCCCAAUUGUCUGCGACUGCAGCUGGAUCAAGGGUUUGACUGUGGCUAUGGCGUAGCCAGGCGGGGCAUUUCCUCCACCACCUGCAGCUUCACAGCCAACGCUGAUCCUGGGAAGCAAUGGCCCUCCCAAGAGCUGGGUUUAGAGCUUUCCCUUGGAAUGAAGAACCCUCCCCAGCUGGAAGGUGAUGCUCUUGAAGGCUCAGCUGACAACACACAUGAGCAUCAAGUCAUUGGCCACAUUCAUGCUGCAAGUGUCCUAAAACCAAAGAUGAUCAAAAGAAAACUGCUGUUCAGCAAGUGGAGACUGGCAUGGAGAUUCCCUGGCCUGCAAGCUUAG